Molecule: messenger RNA, 3236 nt
Organism: Xyrichtys novacula (pearly razorfish)
Lineage: Eukaryota; Metazoa; Chordata; Actinopteri; Labriformes; Labridae
Source: the annotation of a GenBank genome assembly
AUGUGGUCGUGUCUACCGCUGCUGCUGCUCGGUCUGCUCAGACCAUCCACCGCUGAAAUCUCCCUAACACAGGUAGGCUGUUUAUUAUUCACCCACUAAACUACUUCACAAAUUGCUCUGCAGGUAGGUGUACGAGGAAGCACGUGGCAGUUCUUUACAGUAUGUGAUGACGACGUUGGUUUUAGGAUGCACCGUUAAGUGCACGCGCGAUUUUAAGCAUAAUUAUCCUGUAGAAGAACAAAAUGUCUCUCGUGUAUAACGUAAACCAUAAAGUUAGGAGUUGUUACCUGUAUGUUCAGUAUUGUUGUCACCGUCGACAUAUGUUCAAAAUAGGAGGUAGAACAGAAAAAUAAUACACUUAUCACUGUCUCUCUGAAAUGGACAAUAACACCUGCCGUCUUAAUAAAACUUUAUAGUGGUUAGAUUCACCUUUUGUCUUGACCCGCUCAUUACCAUUUAUUAUGGCGUCUGGAUUUUCUAGUGUCGCACUAGAUAGACUUGGUUUGGUCCUGUUAAUGAUAUUAUGACCUCUUUACUGAUUGGAUAUGCGCACAAACCUGACCCCUUUUAUUGUCAGGUACAGAGGGGUAUGGAGUUAUUGUUGCUACGCCACUAGGUUUUAAGAAGGUGUGUGUAGGCGUGAAUAAAGUUAUGUAAACAUCUGUUGCUUUAUUCUGUGGUCACCAUACUAGUCCGCAUGUUUGAGCUAAGAAAUACUUAAAAAAUGUUAAAGAAGUGGCUUCUAAAGUGAAGUGGAUAACGUACUUGCAAAAAAUUGUUGUAAUUUAAGUGCUUCUGGCUCUUUGGGAGCAAUGUUUACCUGCUCUGUUGACACUGGGCUUGAGUUAGGCAUGCGACUGUGUUUUUCCCACAUCAGAACAACAGAGUUGUGGGUCAGGUGAAAGAGUCACCUGACCCUGGUUUGUCUCCAAGUUUAAGUUAAACAACUGCCUGUUUUUUUAUAUAUAUUUUUUAUUUUAUUUUAUUUUAUUUUUAAAUUGUCAUUGUGACCAAUUACUGAAACAGAUAAUAAACACUUUGAUUUGUCUUUUGGACCAUUUUAGGCAUUCCUCAGAACAUUUAAAGUGUUUGCUGUUCAGGAAUCAUUUCACUCAGCGAGGAUAAUAUCUUAACAUGUUUACAAAGGUUUUUAGAAUCACACAACAGCAUUCAAAAAACCUCUACAUAACCUAUUAAAACUGCUUUUUUUCUUACUCGGUCAAGUAAAAUGUAAACUCUUAUAAUAUCUUGUAAUGGCUUAACAGAAUUUCAAACACAAGUUUUUAUACAAUUUAACCUGGUAUUCAUCAAAAUAUGUGGGAAUUUAAUGUGGAAUCCAAAUGGAGGCCUUCCACUGGCUGAAAAAUGAGAAGUGUAAUAAAUGCAAAUCCACAAGCAAAUAGUUGACGCAUCUUGUACCGCAGUAAAAACUGAAACAGAAGACUCUUACCCUGACUCUUUAACAUUCAAAGUAACUCACACGAGAGAUAAUACACAAAGAUGCUGCUGCUGGUUGUUGACCGGGCAGAACAAAUAUAACCUGUUGACCUGUCUCUGUACCCCCAGCAAUGUGAAACGUCCACAGAUGGAACCAUUUACCAAUACAGCGCCAAAACCCUGAAUGGAAGUCAAACUGUGCGCUUCAGCGACUAUGUGGGCAAGAGCGUCCUCUUCAUCAACGUGGCCACAUACUGAGGAUACACCUAUCAGUAUGUGGGUAAGAGGCAGCAUUUUAGUAUCUGUGAUGAGAUGUUUUAUAUAUAUUUAAAAAAAAAAAAAAGUGUUUCCGUGUAAAUGCAUUUACUCUUCUUUUUUCAGAACUGAAUGCACUACACGAAGAGAUGAGGCCUCUUGGACUCACACUUCUUGGAUUUCCCUGCAACCAAUUUGGACGACAGGAACCAGGGCAAAAAAAUGAAAUCCUGCCAGGUUUAAAGUAAGAAAUGAUUCCCUUUAAUCACAAAUCCAUCAGUCCCCAUAUUCAGCCCAGUAGGACAGAGCUAUGUAUUGUUAGUUAGAAACAACCCUCCAAAAUCAGCCUGGAGACUUUAAAGUGUAUAACAAUAGCAGAACAGAAGCUCAGGUAUGUUUUUCAGUCUGAAAAAAGUUGGAAACACGAGAAACCCUCCAAUUUUCAUUCACAAGCUUUUAACAGACAGUACAUAUAUUGUGAUCCCAUGUAACAUAAUAAUCUUGUAAGAGGGAUAUAGAGAGGAAUUUGCAAUAAAGCCAAUCCUCUUGUCAAUCAACACAGCGUAAUUUCACGAGGAAGAAACAUCCUUUGGCAAAAAGAUCAGUUUUCAGCAAGUGGCCCCUCUAAUACCCAUAGAUUUAAUGUGUCAGGUUUCAUGUCACAGCUUCCGAUCCAUGAAGCUGUUGAACUACACCGUGUGGUUUUGCUCAGCUUGUACUGGAGCUGGAGCAGCUUCCAGGAAACAAUGCUCAGAGGAAUUUCUGCUGAUAAGCUGCCCUCUCUCUGGAUUUCAGAUAUGUGAGACCCGGCAAUGGAUUUGUUCCAAACUUCCUGCUGUUUGAGAAAGGUGACGUGAAUGGGAAAGAUGAGCAAGGAGUGUUUACCUUCCUCAAGGUACGUAACACUCGACCGGGAAUGUGUGCAAUGUUAGACGUUUAUGUUGUUUUAACCAAAGGUGGGCUGUUUAACUGUUUUUAUUUCUAUAUGUUGAUGCUAAAUGCAUCCUCCUGGUUGGACUUGUUUAAUACCUUGAUAGCAUGCUUACAGUCGGCCUGAAAAUGAGGUAUUUAUAAUAUAAACACAAAUAAAGCAAUGACCAGGAGUUUGGUUCUGAUUUUAGCCAGUAAAAAACACUCAGUUUGCCCUAAGGUAUGAAGACUGAGGAGUUGAUUUACUGUGAUGCAAAUUGUUGGUUUACCUAACAAACCAGCUGCUCUGAAGAGCAGAUCCUGUACACAUACAGAUCUGUAAAUGGAGUCUUUCAGUCAACAGCGCACAAACAUUUUUACCCUCUCAUUCUAAACCUGUGCUUCCUGUCACACAGAACUCCUGCCCUCCUGUUGGAGACACCUACGCCUCAAAAGAAAAACUAUUCUGGGAGCCUCUGAAAACCAAUGACAUUAAGUGGAACUUUGAAAAGUUUCUGGUGGGACCAGACGGUAAACCGGUGAUGAGGUGGCACCCCAGUAUCAACAUUUCCACCAUCCGAGAUGAUAUCCGCAAAUAUCUGCUUGACCUUCUCACGCAGGAUGUUUUUAAUUAG